Molecule: messenger RNA, 2092 nt
Organism: Gadus chalcogrammus (walleye pollock)
Lineage: Eukaryota; Metazoa; Chordata; Actinopteri; Gadiformes; Gadidae
Gene: blmh
Product: bleomycin hydrolase
Exons: 12
Coding region: 556-1920 (454 amino acids)
Biological process (GO): L-homocysteine catabolic process; proteolysis; response to toxic substance
Cellular component (GO): cytoplasm
Molecular function (GO): cysteine-type aminopeptidase activity
Source: RefSeq, a predicted model, not a curated record
GAAGGCUAGUUAAAUUAUUUGGGGCUGGGGAAGCAAAUGACGUUGUAAAGGUCUAACGUUAUAUAAAUACAUGUACAUGAAGGUGGUUAGAUGGUUACGUCUAGGUAUUAGGUCAGAGAUGGUUGCAUUCAGAGUCGGUUAAGUGUAGGGAUUAGGUUAAAGAUUUUACAUUUUAAGUAUUAGGUAAGGGAUGGUUAUGUUAAGGAAUGAAGUUAGAGAGUGUUAGUUUUUGGUUAGCCUCGGUAAUAUAAGGUUAAGUUGAGCUACUGGGUUAAUAAUUUGUUGUUUUUCAUCAAUUUCUCAUAAAAGAUUAAAUCGUAGUCCAAGCAAAAAUAAACUUUCAUCCCUAGGAAAUGUCACGAAGAACUCUGUGACUGCGGGCCUGGGACUGCGGGUCUGGGACUGCGGGCCUUGGAUUGCGUGCCUAACCCUAGGACAACCUCUUCCACUGCAGGAACAUACCCCUCUCCGAGUCUCGCUGCUGUCGGCGACUGAGAUAAACAAAGAGCCGGUGACUGUCCAGGAAGAUAAAAAGGUUCAACAGUUUCCGACAACAUGGAUACUGGUUUGAGUCAAGAUAAGGUCGCCGCCUUUGUCAAGAGACUGCGUGCCGAGCCACGCUAUCUGCUAGCACAGAAUGUUUCUACCUGCAUCGACCCGCUAGAGGUGUGUCUGCACCGGCAGACAGUCCAGGACACUGUGCACAUCUUUCAGCACACCAUCCCCACAGAGGGGAAGCCUGUCACUAACCAGAAGAACUCUGGGAGAUGUUGGAUCUUCUCGUGCCUUAACGUCAUGAGACUUCCCUUCAUGAAGAAGUUCAACAUCGAGGAGUUUGAGUUCAGUCAGUCCUACCUCUUUUUCUGGGACAAGGUGGAGCGCUGCUACUACUUCCUUCAGGCCUGUGUUGAAACCGCCCAAAGGAAAGAGCCCGUGGACGGCCGUCUGGUCCAGUUCCUGCUCUCCAAUCCAACCAAUGACGGAGGACAGUGGGACAUGCUGGUUAACCUCAUUGAGAAAUAUGGCGUCGUUCCAAAGAAGUGCUUUCCAGAGUCUCACACAUCUGAGGCCUCGCGUAGAAUGAACGACAUCCUCAACAACAAGCUGAGGGAAUACUGUCUAAGACUGAGGAACAUGGUGGCCAGCAACUCCACUGAGGCUGAGAUAUCUGCAGCUAUGGACACCAUGAUAGAAGAGGUGUUCCGGGUGGUCAGUGUGUGUCUGGGAAGCCCUCCUGAGACCAUCAGCUGGGAGUACAGGGACAAGGACAAAGCCUUCAACCGCAUGGGCCCCCUGACCCCGCAGCAGUUCUACAAGGAUCACGUCAAGCCCCUGUACAACAUGCAGGACAAGAUCUGCCUUGUGAACGACCCCCGGCCCCAGAACCCCUAUGGGAAGCUGUACAGCGUGGAGUUCCUGGGCAACAUGGUGGGAGGCCGCAGCACCCAGUACAACAACCAGCCCAUCGAGCUGCUGAAGAAGGCCGCCGCUGACUCCAUCAAGGAUGCCGAGGCUGUGUGGUUCGGCUGCGAUGUAGGAAAACAUUUCCAUGGCAAGCUUGGCAUCAACGACAUGAAUGUUUUUAACCACGAGCUGGUGUUUGGGGUCUCGGUAAAAAACCUUUCCAAGACGGAGAGGCUGAUGUACGGCGAUUCCCUCAUGACCCACGCCAUGAUCCUGACCGCCGUCACAGAGAAGGAGGAAGGAGGAAAGGAGGGCUUUGAGAAGUGGAGAGUGGAGAACUCUUGGGGAGAUGACCGUGGGAACAAAGGUUACCUGAUCAUGACCGACGAGUGGUUCUCUGAGUACGUGUACGAGGUGGUGGUGGACAAGAAGUUCGUCACCGCCGAGGUCGCCAACGUGAUGGAUCAGACGGCCGUCAUUCUUCCCGCCUGGGACCCCAUGGGAGCCUUAGCAUAACCAUGGAAACUCAGGACUCAGUCUCGCCCCCCCUCCCGGUCUGAUUGACUGGUUUUAAUACCUUAAUGUUAGACCCGACCCUCACCCCCACCACCCCCCUCACCCGACUCAACUGCCUGCCUUCCACCAAAUGACCGGUUCUUUUAGAUCAAAUAAAGUUCUGCUCUUUUUU